Messenger RNA from Eruca vesicaria subsp. sativa (arugula), 375 nucleotides. Lineage: Eukaryota; Viridiplantae; Streptophyta; Magnoliopsida; Brassicales; Brassicaceae. The record is from the annotation of a GenBank genome assembly.
AUGUUCACAAUGUGCAAAGGCUAUGUCAAGUACCUUGAGAGCCUCUACAAAUUUGGGAAGCCCAUCGUAGAUGUUUCUGGAAUUUCCAAGACCAAAUAUGCCCUAACAACCAAAGCUAUUCUUGCAGUGGAAGCUAGUAUUAGCGGGCUUCGUCAUAUUCAAAAUGUAAUCUCAAAGAUCUCAGCCAAACAUAAUUACAAGGCUGAUGCUAGCAUCAGCUUUCGUGAAUCAAAUAAGAUUAGUGAUGCUAUACUGUAUUUCAGGAGUUCGAUCACGGAUUUCAUGGAUCUAGUUAACGAUUUUGAGGAACAGAAGCUGAACAAAGUUGCUCAUCAUGCAAGAGCUCUUGAAGAACGAAGAGAAUUAACCAAAUAA